AUGGGUACUAAAAAGAAGCCGAAAGACACCUCUUUGGAGAUGAGGACAUCUGAAAGCGACCUCGGUUUAAAGUUGUGUGAAGAUUGCCUUAGCUGCAAUAGACUGGCCCAAAUUCUUAAGGAGAAUUUGCUUUGUGAAAGUUCCGUUCCAGUAGUUGAGGUACUAAGUGCAGAAAUUAAAACCUCAACUCAGUCUAUGAUAUCAAGGAUGAAUUUUCUUGAAGAGGCUAUUGACAACAUUAACAACUUCAGCAACAUCAACAACUUCAACAACAUCAACAACAUUAACAACAUUAAAAACAUCAACAACAUUAGCAACAUCAACAACAUCAACAACAUUACCAGCAUUAACAUCAACUAG
Messenger RNA from Helobdella robusta, 360 nucleotides. RefSeq lists its product as hypothetical. Bases 1 to 360 code for a protein of 119 amino acids. NCBI's taxonomy places the organism in Eukaryota, Metazoa, Annelida, Clitellata, Rhynchobdellida, Glossiphoniidae. The transcript is spliced from 2 exons. The record is from RefSeq and is a predicted model, not a curated record.